AUGAAACGACUAAGCACUCAUAUUACUUUGAAUUCAAGUAAUAAUGCCGUCUACGAAUACUUCAAAUCAAACUAGUGCCUUAAAAUUGAUGCUAAGAAUGUUUGUUGUAAUGGGUGGAUAUCGAAUGAAGAAAAAUAUUUUAAGUUAUUUUUCAAUGAUAUCAGUUACACUAUUAGUCAUGCACAUGUUUCUGGAUCUGGUCCUCAACUGGAAUGGAAUGGAAACUUUAAAACGCGUCAAAUUUUUACCCAGCAUAUUCCUGUGCAAUAUUAAAUCGAUAUCCGUUAUCGUAAAUGCAAGGAAAUUGAUUCAUUUGGUAAACAUGCUAAAACUGUUUUGGCGCAUUGACAUGCUGGAUAAGCCAUUACAAGAUAAAAUGUUAAAAAUACGCAAAUAUACCAACAUCAUUUGUGCAUCGUAUAUUACCGCAUGUUUAUUUCUUUGUCUUGCGUUUUUCGCUAAACCUUUCAUGGAGACAAAUGAAAUAAUACUGGUUUUAUGUGAUUAUUCGUUGUGUGAUUUACAAUCGGCUUGGUGUUGGUGGCCAAUGUACAUUUGGCAAGUUUAUGUUGUUGCAUUACAAGUGUGUCCUUCAACAUUAGGAUUUGAUUGUAUCUUUAUCAUCUUCACUGGAUAUAUUUACACAGCGUGUCAGUUAUUUACAUACGGAUUACAACAAUUGAACGUUGAGGAUUUUACACAAAGAAAUGAUUUCCUUAAACUUGCAGUUUUGCAACAUGACAUAAUGAUGACUUUUGUGAAUCUGGUUGAUGAUUUGUUCAGUAUGGUAAUGUUACUGCAAUUUUGGUGUUCAUUAUGGUCAAUGAUAUUGUUUCUCAAUAUGCUUGUGGCUGAUGGUUUUCCACCAAAAUUUGAUGAUGCAAUAAUUUAUGGCACUAUGUACAUGGUAUUUGUUUUCCAAAUAUCAUUAUAUUCAGUUGGUGGUGCAAUAAUUGAAGACCAGAUUAGAAAUGUAUCUGGUAAUAUAUUUUUGGUGGUUAAUUGGUUUGAAAAAGGACGUACUAGUUUAAGGAAAGAUUUGUCAUUGAUGAUUCAACGAGCACAAAAUACCCGAGUUUUGAGUGCUGGUAAAAUGUCAGAAUUGAAUCUGGCAUUAUGGAUUGUUACAAUGAAAAAUUCGCUUUCUGUGUUCACGUUGAUUUGGCAACUUUCGAAUGCUCCGCAUGCUGAAAUUGAUUAAUAUUUUUUUAAAUUUUUAUAUUACCUACAUCAGUUUUGCUCGCAAUUUCAUUUGAUUGAUUUUAAUAUAAAGUACUCUAAAUA
Molecule: messenger RNA, 1284 nt
Organism: Dalotia coriaria
Lineage: Eukaryota; Metazoa; Arthropoda; Insecta; Coleoptera; Staphylinidae
Exons: 5
Coding region: 44-1201 (385 amino acids)
Biological process (GO): detection of chemical stimulus involved in sensory perception of smell; sensory perception of smell
Cellular component (GO): plasma membrane
Molecular function (GO): olfactory receptor activity; odorant binding
Source: RefSeq, a predicted model, not a curated record